Molecule: messenger RNA, 1071 nt
Organism: Lodderomyces pseudojiufengensis
Lineage: Eukaryota; Fungi; Ascomycota; Pichiomycetes; Serinales; Debaryomycetaceae
Gene: ANT1
Product: Ant1p
Exons: 1
Coding region: 1-1071 (356 amino acids)
Source: RefSeq, a predicted model, not a curated record
AUGUCACUUUCUCCAAUAGAAAAAGCAGCUUCAGGUGCAUUAGCAUCAGCAAUUGCCAAUACAUUGGUAUAUCCAUUAGAUUUGAGUAAAGUCUUGAUUCAAACUCAAGUCAAAAAAACUAAUAAACACAAAGGUUCAACAUCAUCUUCUUCAUCCACAGCAUCUUUACCAACUCCACCACAAUCAGAAUCCGACAAUUUCGAAGAAUCCAUACAAGGUAAAGAUGGUUUAAAAUAUAAAAAUACAUUAGAUGUAUUAAAACAAAUUUAUGCUAAAAAAGGUGUUUUAGGAUGGUAUCAUGGAUUAUUUUCAACUGUUGUUGGAACAGCAGCUCAAAAUUUCUCAUACUUUUAUUGGUAUUCAAUAGUCAAAAAAGUUUAUGCAAAUUUAUAUAAACAUAUUCCAAAUCAUAAAGCUAAUACAGCAACUGAAUUAUUUUUAGGAGCAUUAGCAGCAGCAAUAUCACAAUGUUUUACAAUGCCAAUUGGUGUUAUAACAACUCAACAACAAACAGAUAAACAACAUAAAAAUUUAUUUCAAUUAAUUAAAGAAAUUUUAGAUCAAGAUGGUGUUACUGGAUUAUGGAGAGGUUUAAGAGUUUCAUUAGUUCUUUGUAUUAAUCCAUCUAUAACAUAUGGAUCAUAUGAAAGACUAAAACAAAUAAUAUAUGGAAAUAAAGAAUUUUUAGGUCCAUUAGAAAGUUUUAGUUUAGGAGUUUUGGCUAAAUCUUUAGCUACUGUUGCAACUCAACCAUUAAUUGUAUCAAAAGCAAUGAUUCAAAAGAAAGCUAAAACAAAACCAGCCGAUGGUGGUCAUAAUAAAAUUGCAGAAAAAUAUCAUGAAGAUGAAGAUGAUGAAGAUGAUAUUAAAUUUGAUCAUUUUACUGAUGCUUUAGCUCAUUUAUGGAAUACUGAAAAAUUCAAAGGAUUAUAUAAAGGUAUUGCACCACAAUUAUUAAAAGGUGUAUUUGUUCAAGGUUUAUUAUUUAUGUUUAAAGAUCAAAUAGAUUUAUUGUUCUUAUUUUUAUUAUCAUUAAUUAAAAGGAAUAAGUCCAUAGUUUCUAGACCUUAG